Xiphophorus hellerii (green swordtail) is the source of this 6874-nucleotide messenger RNA. It is a transcript of the gene plppr2a, whose product is annotated as phospholipid phosphatase related 2a. Lineage: Eukaryota; Metazoa; Chordata; Actinopteri; Cyprinodontiformes; Poeciliidae. The record is from RefSeq and is a predicted model, not a curated record. The transcript is spliced from 8 exons. Gene Ontology annotation, molecular function: phosphatidate phosphatase activity. Gene Ontology annotation, biological process: phospholipid dephosphorylation; signal transduction; phospholipid metabolic process. The coding region runs from base 1922 to 2929 and encodes 335 amino acids. Gene Ontology annotation, cellular component: plasma membrane.
UUACACCGUCUCCGAUCACUGAAAUUCUUCCACUAGCAAAAGUCUGGGAGUCUAGUGUGCGCUACAAUGCUUGUGAGAAGUUAACAGACAUUCAUACGUAUUGGUGCUCGCACUGAAAAGAUUUGAAACAUCCAGUUGGAACGGAAGCGAUACAGAAUGACUCUCCUCCUUGGGGUUUAUCUCCAGUAAUGUAGCUGGACAUUUAAAAAUGGAGACAAACAGAAGGAAUUUGAUGAAAACAUUCAUGGAGAAGGAGAACCAAAUAAAUGUAACAUCGCACAGAACAAUUGUGACGACGGCGGGAUUCUGCGGUUUGAGCCCCCUGUCUGUCUGUUUUCGUCAUUGUGUCCUUGGACUAGUCACCUGCUCCUUACAUUAUUUGAUUGGUCCUUGACCAAGUACCAACAUCCCCAAGGCCUAACACCAGUCACUGGUUGGGGACUGAAGUUUGUCGUUAUAAUUAAGGCUUCACAAAAAUAAAUCACUUGCAAUGAAGUUACAUUUUCCUCGCUCCUCUCUUCUACAACUGUGCUUCCAACUCUCUUUGUGAACUUUAGCGUGUUGGGAACUGCUGCAGUGAGACUCCAUCCAACCGGCUGAAUAACUUAUUAACAUACAAAGUGUGAACUCAUUACACUUGGAAUACAUUAGCAAACCCUUGUUGUGUGCCCAUUGUGCUACUAAAGUUGAAUACACUGAUGUUACGAUGAUCGCAAUAUUUUUUGGGGCGACUGUGGUGACAGUGGGUCGCCAGUUCGAUUCCCAUUCCAUCUGAAUCUGUCAUUGUGUCUUUGGGGAAGACGCUUCACCUGCCUUGCCUGUUGGUGUUGGUCAGAAGGGCUGACAUGAUAGCCAGACCGCCCCAGUAGGUUGCCAUCAUUGGUGUGUGAAUGGAAUUGACAAAUUUUCUUGCAAAGCCUCUUUGAGGGUCCUGGAAAGCGCGAUACAAGUCUGAUGUCACUUCAUCUUCUAAGCAGAUCAAGGCUGUGGAAACUGCAGCAACAAAAUACGUCUUACAUCGGAACAUGCUAGUUUCUUCCAGAUCAUCUUGGUAAACUUUGAUUUACCAUCGUUGGGAUAUUUGCAGUUAAAACAACAGAUGUGUGUAUUGGCCAUCUGCUGUGGCCAGCCUCCGUCUUUGUCUCUGCUCCUGCACCUCUGUAUCAGUAGCCAUGUGUCAUUAACUCGUUUCCUUUCCUCUCGGCACCUCUGCCCCUUAGUUUGCAGAAUUCUUUCAUCACUCUUGUCUCUCCCCCCGCCUGGGUCGGGGUACACGGCCAAGAAAGGCAAAGGAAUGGAGGGACGAACUGUAGAUAAAGGGGGGAAGACGGAUAGAGGGAUGGAAAAAGGCAGGGAUGAAGAGGCAAAACAAGCACUGAAUACAAAUGAGCUGACACACAUAAUGCUCUCCCUCCCUCCGUUUCCCUCUCUCUCUCUUUCUGCUCUCGAUCACUGUCUCCCUCACACCGUUUCUUCCCUCUUGCACACGUUCUUGCGCUCUCCGGCUCCUCUCGGCGUCCUCUCUGCUGGAUCAAUGGAGCGCAGGAGGUGAUUUCAGCCCCUUGAUUUAUUAGUCACCCCUGGUUGCUGGAACAAGCCAAUUAAAGAGGAUUCCGAGUGUGUGCUCCUGAGACGGAGACGAUCCUGAGACGGAGACGAUACUCUUCUGCUGCUCCCUCACGCUUUUACUGUGGACCAGGAGGCAGCGAGGAGAAGAGGGUUGCAGGGUGGUGUGGAGGGGUGGUGGUGGGUUUCUUGGACGAGGAAGAGAAGAAGGACGUAACGAGGGACAAUUUCACGCCACUUUAGCAUCAUUUGUUCUGUCAUGGCCAGGACAUAGGACUCCACAGCAAACAUCAGCUUGGCGGCAAGGUACCCAAGGUUAAGGGAAGUGACGGCUGGGCCGGGUCAACAGGGAGGGAUGGCGCUGGAGGAGAAGCCUGGUGUAAAGAGCAGCAGCUCCAUCGUUCCCUGCUUCCUGUUUGUGGAGCUGGUGAUCAUGGCUGGGACGGUGCUGCUGGCUUACUACUUCGAGUACACGGACACCUUCCCCGUCCACAUCCAGGGCUUCUUCUGCUACGACAAGAGCUUCUCUAAGCCCUACCCCGGUCCGGACGACGCCAGCAAAAUCCCGCCGGUGCUCGUCUACUCGCUCGUGACAGCCGUCCCCACGGUCACGAUUCUUGUUGGGGAACUUUGUGCGUUCUUCACCAAGGCAGAGGGAACCCAGGAAAAGACCAUAGUCACCGCAGACUGCUGCUACUUCAACCCCCUGCUCAGGCGCAUUGUACGCUUCUUAGGAGUGUACGCCUUCGGCUUGUUCACCACUGUCAUUUUCGCCAACGCCGGCCAGGUGGUGACAGGAAACCAGACGCCUCAUUUCCUGUCCGCCUGCCGACCAAACUACACCGCGUUGGGCUGCCAGUCGACCAUGCAGUACAUCACCGAACGCCGCGCCUGCACGGGCAACCCGCUGAUUGUCAUGUCUGCGCGUAAAUCCUUCCCGUCUAAGGACGCAGCGCUCAGCGUGUACUCUGCCUUGUACACAGUGAUGUAUGUGACACUGGUGUUUAAAACCAAAGGCACCCGGCUCACCAAGCCCACCAUCAGCCUCACUCUGCUGUGCCUGGCCGUGCUGGUGGGAGUGGUGAGGGUCGCUGAGUACCGCAACCACUGGGCUGACGUGCUGGCUGGAUUCUUCACCGGUGGCGCCAUCGCUGUGUUCUUGGUAACUUGUGUCAUUAACAACUUCCAACAGUUUCAGCCAAGCCCGCCUCCGCUGCGACCCCAACGUCCUGAAUCCAUGCUGGGCAUGCCCAUGGUGACACUGCCUUGUGUGGAAAGUCCACUCGAAAAGUUAAGUGGCCCUCAGCACCCUGCACUCUCUGCCUCCCCGCCACCUUUCAACGCCUACAUCCAGCCAUUCUAACCAAACCUGAACCCCCUUUUUGUUACUGUCAUCCCUCCACUAUCUCUGUCUUAUUUCUGUUCGCACAUCCUCUCUGUCUCUCUCUCCCUCCAUUACCCCCGACCUUGAACAAUCAGUUCAUUCGACACAUUGCACUGGAUUAUUCUUCUCUCCACCCCGUCCCUCUGUCCCCUUCGCCUUCUUCUUCUUUUCCUUCUUCUCCCCCCCCUGACUCCCCGACCUCUCUCUCCUUCUCACUCCUCUCUCUACCCCUGCAGACUCCGCGGGAAUCUCCAUUCACAGAGAUCACAUGACCAUCAGCCCUAUCGGUUCCCCGCCACCCCCGAUGUCCUCGUACAGUCUCGCUCCAUUUCCAGCGAAGUCUAGACCAGCCGGAGCAGCAGCACUCGCCACACUGCGCGGCCCAUGGGUCGGGUCGGAGCACCAUGCUGCAUCGCUCCUAUUCCACGCAGGUCUAGGCCCAGCAGACAGUGACCACUCCCCCUUCCACGCCCCAUAAACUUCCUUAAAUGCCGGGGAACCGAUAGGCAAACUAUUUCAGACUUCUUUCUUAAAAUACUGUGAACAAUCAGCGGAGAGUCACCCAUCUCUCUUGAGUGAUUCAUUUUUACAUUCUUUUGUAUCGAAUCAGUCGCAAUGGAUUUCUUCUGCUUUGACUUAAGAGAUUUUUGUACCGCUAAGUUCACACCUGUGGAACAAGAGGCGGGAUCUGACAGCCAGUGGGGGGAUGACCUCCGCCACAUUGGACCAAAGACACUCGCUGCAGGCAAUGUGUCGAAAUCUGUUAAAAACACCUUUUUACCGAGCCACACACUCAAAAUAAUCAUAAGCUGCGUUUCCAUUAACCCUAUAAUUGCACAAUUUGACAUUUCUGAAAAACACAUUUUUCAAUGAAAGCGGUGCUACAUGCUAUUGAAUCAUGGGGUGUACUUAGAUUUGUCUAUGACUAUGUUAGCAAUCAAAUGCACUUUCUUUUUUCAUAACUGCAUACCGCAAAUGUUUUUGAUUUUAAAGUCCCAUUUUAGGUUGUUAACUGUUUAACAAUUUAACAGGUGUCGGUAUUUCAUCACUUUAACUUUUAAUAGCGUAGUUGCCGAAAGUCAUAUUUAGGCCAAAUUGGGAUAUCUGCGUAAUACUGACCUCUUUACCUUGCUACGUCAAAAUACAUUUGCUUAAUGGAAACAUGCUAAUUUUGAAAAAACUUGUUUUUCAAAAUUUUUGUCACUAAAAUAAGGUGUUUUUUUAUUUAUUUAUUAAAACUAGUUUAAUUCACAAAACUGCUAAAUACUUUUUUCAUAUCAUACAAGUCAUGAUCAACAACAGGAUGUUAUCUUUGGCUCAAACCAUGAAGAAGACAACGGGAAGUAGUAAGAACUGAAACGUUGCGAUUGCAAAUUUGUGGGGGUUUCUUGACAUUAGCGGAACAUUGACAACGUUUUGUGCACAUUUGCAACGGAAACGCAGCUGUAAGCACACGUGUUUUUUUUUUUUUUCUUUUUCCUGCUCAUCUCAAUCGAACGCGCCGCUGACAUUUGGGUGGUCCACUCUGUACUGCGUGCGGUCCAUCUCGAGCAAAGCACGGUCGGCAGAAACAACCGACAAAAACAGACAGGAGGAAAAAGCACAGAACCUAUCAGCUGCCUGUCUUCUUUAGAGCUUUUUUUUUUCCCACCCUGAGAUGGGUGAAAUUUUACCAAAUUCUAGUGGAAAAAGUAUCAGAGUUGCUGACCGCAGCCAAAUUAAUGUUGUUUUGUUGUUGUUGUUCCUACAUGCUGUAUGAGAUUCUUGUUUGGUUGUUGUUCCGCUGGGUUUGGAACAUUGUUUUCCCAAAAAAAAAAAGUAUCUUUUUUUUCUACGGAUCUCCCCGGCAGUGUAGCUCUUCUGACUGAUUCUGAAGACUUUAUGUUCACUGAUCUGUAUAUAAGACGUAGAUGCCAUAAGCGCCACAUGCGGUGAGACAGUUUUGCUGAAUUUGAUUUGCACACUCUGCCCCUUCAUCUCCCCUCCCAGACACGGUGCCAUCAUUGUGCUGUGAAAGGGUUCCCCCUGCUGGAUGGCCUGUGCACAAACACACUAAGAAACAAAGGGAAAAAAAAACCUUCUCAACAUAUUGCAACCUUAAAUGUAUUUUAUUAGGAUUUAUUGAUGAUAGACCAAUACAAUGCAUCGGAAAGGAAAUACUUAUCAAAAUUUUUCUGAAAAAAUAAUUUAAACCUAAAUUUAUAUCUACCCCCUUUAUUCUGACUGAUUAAAAUAAAUCCAGUGUAAUCAGUAUCUUUAAUGAGACUAUUAGUGAUUGGAGCUAAUUCAGGUCCAAUCACUAAACAGAAUUGAAGGAGGUUGACUUGAUAUCUGGCAAUGAUUUAUAUCAAAGCACGUUCACAUUUAAAAAUGGCCUAGUCAAAGUCUAGACCAAAAUCCUCUUCAUAAUUCCAAGCUGUUCAGAGCUGGUGGACAGCGUUGUAAAACGCCCGACAUGGCCACUGAAAGGUGGUUCUAGAAAGUUCUGCCUUGGGGAGGCAAGAAGGAGAAUGAAUACAAACGCGCUCCACACUGUUAAGAUUUUCAUUCAAGUAUCGUUUUCCCUCCACGUCACAAAUGUGCAUAACGUAGUUUUGGUCCAUCAUGUAAACUAACCAAUAAAAUGCACUUGCAUUGGGAGGUUUGAUAAAAUGUUGAGAAGUUUAAGGGAUGCCAACACUUUUGGAACGUCACUGCACUCUAAAGCACACAUAUGCAUAACUAGGUGUUGCCAUGCCCGCGCUCCUCCACACCCACUUUCUAACCCUGAAUCUUCUUUGUAUGAUACUGUAAAUAGAGACAUUUUUGUACUUGGGCAGCAGAAUUUUUACUAAUUUCACUUCAUGUUGAAAUUGGGUGAAACUGUGUGGAUUUUUAAAAUGUAUUUUGAUGGAGAACGUGGAUUCUGACUUUGCAACGCCGAACGGGUUGAGAAAUGUUUAAAUGACUCGCCCUUCGUAUCCAGCUGUAACCAACCAAUGUGAGCGUCUCCUGGGAGUUUCUGUGGGAUCACACUGUUUUAUUGUUCUGGCUAAAUCUAAGUACACCCUGGCAACUUCCACGAGAUUUAAAGUUUGUUAAAAAAAUUUAAAAAAAUUAUAAUAAUUGGAAAGAAAAUGUUUUGAAACUGAAAAUAAAGAUUUGAAAAAAAAAAAGACUUUGAAUCUGAAAAGUAUUUAUGAACAUUUUUCAGUUUUAAACUUUUUUUUGUUUCAAAUAUUUUAUUUCUGUUUUAAAAUAGGUUUUCAGUUUCAAAUCUUUCGUUUUUGCCGUUUCAAUUUGUCAUUCUUUUGAACAAACUUCAUGGAAAGUUUUCCUCUGGCAUCUAACGAAGUCCUGUAAACACGUCAGGAGAGAUGUUGAGGCUAAGAGCGGUGAUACAUGCUAGUGAAUCCUGGGGGUGUACUUAGAUUUGUCUAUGACUGUGUUAGCAAACAAAUUUUCUUUUUUCAUGACUGUAAACUGCAAACCUUUUUCAGUUUUAAAGUCCCAUUUCAGGUUACUGAUCGAACACGUGUUUUUAUUUCGCCACUAACAUACGUGAUGUCAGCCUCAAAGCAUAAUUGCCUGAAGUUAUGUUUAGGCCAAAUUGAGAUAUUUGUAAUAUUGAUCUCCUCACACUGCUCCAUCGCCUCAGCCUAUCAGAACACUUGUUACCGUCCAAAACUAAUGUUUUUCAAUUCCCAUGUUUCCCGCUUUCUCUCGUUUUCCAAAAACUCUCAAAUGUGGCUUUGACAAUUAUGCUACGAGGUUAGCGGUGAGUAUCAUGAACAUUUCAACUUCACACAUGAUUUAUUGUGAAUGUAAAUCUCUUCAGUAUAAAACAGCUGUAGGAAUUGCUCAUGCAUCAUUAACUGUUUUUCCAUUGGCCAAAUAAUUGACAUAUCAAAAAUAAAUUUGCUCAACGGAAAAUGCCAAUGUUAA